Molecule: messenger RNA, 2457 nt
Organism: Cuculus canorus (common cuckoo)
Lineage: Eukaryota; Metazoa; Chordata; Aves; Cuculiformes; Cuculidae
Gene: RIOX2
Product: ribosomal oxygenase 2
Exons: 10
Coding region: 485-1921 (478 amino acids)
Cellular component (GO): nucleolus
Molecular function (GO): histone H3K36 demethylase activity; histone H3K4 demethylase activity
Source: RefSeq, a predicted model, not a curated record
UUUAUCAGGGUUGGGCAAGGCGAGGGAGAGAUCUCCGUCCAUCGUGUGCAGAGGCAGGAGUUGGGACAGGAUGUAUUUCCCACUCACAUGCAUAUGGAUAAAUUCUCCCAGAAAUCUCAUGCGUCUUCUGUAACUUCCUAAGGUCUCAUUUUAAGGUUAUCGUGAACUUCACAGCAGUCCAGUCUCUUGCUGACCUGGAGCUUCGGAGCAGCUGUGCCUGCCCUUGCACUGGAGAUGGGGAAAGGCUGCGAAGAGAGGGGAUGGCAGGGGCGGAGACAUCUGUUCAGCGCAGACCGCACUGAACACAGGGCGUUCUCAUCAAAGAAUAAAAAGCAUCUGGAGACACACUGAAAGAAAACAUCCUGGCAGAGGGACGUAGUGUCUAACUUUCAAAAAAUACAGUUACUUAGAUUGAAAGAAGGAAUAAAUCAUUAAGAGUAAUAAGAAUAAUAAGAAUCAAAUCUUGGCCAGCUUGCCAGCCUCAAUGGACACACGCAUGAGGAACAUGCCCAAGAAAGGAGGGAAGCAUGCUGAAAUGGGAAAAGAAAUUCAGACGCAGUGUAAACGGGCAAAGGUGGAAGCAGAGUCAUCUGCAUCCAUCAUGAGUUUUGAGAGCCCAGAUAGUCUCUUUGGAAGCUUGAUUUCUCCCAUCAAACAAGAGGUGUUUUUCAGGGAAUAUUGGGAACAAAAGCCACUGCUUGUUCAGAGAAAUGAUCCCACGCUGGCUGCUUACUACCAGUCCCUGUUCCAGUUAUCAGAUUUGAAGGAGCUGUGCAGCCAGGGUCUAUACUAUGGGCGAGACAUAAAUAUUUGCAGAUGCGUGAAUGGUAGAAAGAAAGUUUUAAAUAAAGAAGGCAAAGCAAACUACAUGCAGCUGAAGAAGGACUUUGAUCAGAAAAAGGCAACAAUACAGUUUCAUCAGCCUCAGAGAUUCAAGGAGGAGCUGUGGGCGAUUCAGGAGAAGCUGGAGUGCUAUUUCGGGUCUCUGGUUGGGUCGAAUGUUUACAUUACUCCCCAGGGCUCGCAGGGCCUUCCCCCUCACUACGACGAUGUUGAGGUGUUUAUCCUUCAGCUGGAAGGUGAGAAACAUUGGCGACUUUAUAAACCAACAGUGCAUUUAGCUCGGGAAUAUAAUGUUGAAUCAAAAGAUAUAAUUGGGAAUCCCACACAUGAAUUCAUAUUAAAGCCAGGUGACUUACUGUACUUCCCAAGAGGAACUAUUCACCAAGCUGACACUCCUCUUGGGAUUGCCUACUCAACACACGUGACCAUCAGUACAUACCAAAACAACUCCUGGGGAGAUUUCUUACUGGAUGCAAUUCCUGGCCUUGUGUUUGAUACCGCAAAAGAAGAUGUGGCAUUGCGGAGAAGCAUACCAAGGCAACUGCUUAUGCAGGUGGAUAUAGCUGACUCAACAAAAAAAAUGAGUAGCCUCUUGAGAAGGCUUGCAGACCGCCUGGAAAACACCUCAGAACUGAGAUCAUCUGACAUGAAGAAGGAUUUCAUUAUGAACCGGUUGCCGCCUUGCUUGGGAUGUGACUCUGAUGUUUUGACUCCAGGUGGGAAAUUGCCAAAAAUAGAUAGCAAGAUCAGGCUGCAGUUUAGAGAUCAUGCUGUCAUUACAGUGGAACCAGAUCAAGAGAAUUCUGAUGAAAUUCGCAGAGAAAUGGUUUAUGUGUAUCAUUCUUUGAGGAACAGGAGGGAAACGCACAUGAUGGGGACUGAAGAUGAUAGUACUAGUGAGGAACGCACAACACAGCAGACUCAUGGAUUGCGGUUUCCUUUGUCGUACCUGGAUGCACUGAAGCAGAUUUGGAGUAGCAGCACUGUUUAUGUUAAAGAGCUUAAUCUUACUUCGGAUGCAGAGAAAGUGAACCUUGCCUUAUCACUAUGGACUGAAUGUCUAAUUGAAGUUGUUUGAUGCUUUUGUGUAUUAGCUGCUUCUGCAAGUAGCAUUUCUGGUCUUUAAGAGUCUCUGGAGAGAAAGGCUUAUUAAAUUACUUUUUUUUAUCCAUCCAUUCUUUGGUUUGUGUUGCUGUCUAACAGAGCAUUGCAAUACAUAUACUCUGCCAAAUGUUAUUCUUUCCUUAGCUUUGGGAAAAUGGGCAUCAGGAAAAACUGGUAAGCUGCUCCUUGUCCAGUGAGCCACUGCUCCAAGCCUGGGGAUGGAAUAAGACUCUCAUAGUAACACCAGUGCUGUGGUAUCCUCCUUUAUGGGAGGAUAUCAAAAGGUAUUCAUGGAGCAGGAUCCAGGACCUGGAACCAGUUGUACAUUCACCAGCAAGAAAAAUCUGUUUUGUUCUAUUUGUUUGCCCCAGAGAACAAAAACUUCUCAGUAAAAGCUGUGUAUGCUGUUUCCCAAAGGGAUAAGACUUUGCCAAGAAAACCCAUUUAUUCUCAGAUGUUGCUGCCUCUGGAAUAAACACACAAUGGUAUUUAACCUCUGCCUCCCUCAGC